UCCUUUCUGAGUGUUUCAGGUCACACACACUCUUCUGCUUUGCACAGGAAAAGUUGUAUCACUGUAAUUAGAGUAAGACUAAAGAUGGCUCUGAGCAGUGCACUCAUAAUCAUUUUUACAUUUAAUGAACUCGUUGCUUUGGAUGCUGUUGAGUGCGGUAAAGGUAUGAAGGUAUCUAAUGGAGGAUGUGAACCUUGCUCUGAUGAUUAUUACAAUGAUCAAAUCAAUCGUACUCCAAGUUGCAAACCAUGUAAACAUUGUCUUUCAGGGGGUUUUGUUGAGGAACGGUGUACCAAAGUGACAGACACAAAAUGCCAAUGCUAUCCGGGAUAUGCUCUUGACAGGGAAAAUUUCUGUGUGGAGUGUGCGGAUGGAUAUUUCAGCCUUGGAUAUGGUGUACCUUGUAAAAAAUGGACAGACUGUAAAGCCGCAGGAGAGAAAGUUCGUGGAACCAAAACCUCGGAUGCCAUCUGUAAUGAGCAAAUGGAGAGUAAUGUGAUCACAAUAGCGUCCACUACAAACCGGAGUGUUCCCAUCACACGCUUAACAACCCACCGUCCACAUGAGGGGGCUCAAACACAGAUGACGCAUUCUACCACCAGUACAACUCCUCAGGCCAAUGACAGGGGGCGAGCACAGCCCCCUAAUCAAAUAAACACUGGAAACUACUUUGGUCAAGCCCUCCUCAUUUUUGGAAUUGCUAUGCUGGUUGUACUCACCCUUGUGACCUGCAAGCUGACUGUCCACCCUCAUUUGAAGAGAGGACCAACAUCACCCUUGAAUGACUCGUGCCGACCGCCAGUUGAAGAAAGUGGUGAUAGCAGCGAGUCUUUUACUAUAAAGUUAAAUCCAGAGCCCUGAGGUGACGCUUUUCAUUACACUAACCUGUCACCUUAAAAUGUGAAUUUUCAGAUCAGAUAAUCAGCAUUUGAAUAAUUUGAAAUAGCUAAAACAUUGUAGACAUACAUAAGACAACUAUCUGUAUUGUAACAGGUCUGUUCUCAAGCUGCAGUUUGGUUGAUAUUUGACCUCUUUGUUCUGUUGUAAAACAAUAUAGAGUGAAAAAAUAUGUAUGUAUCAUACUUAACAUCCUUUUUAAACUAUUAUGUUCUUUAAUAACAUUAAUAUUGAUUAUAAUGUUAUCUUUUUUUCUAACAAUAUCUAUCAGCAUAAACAUCAUAUUUAUUUCAAAUGUUGAAUAGCACAUUUAUGUAUAACUGUAGAUUCUUCUAGUCUGUUAUUAUGGUUAAUGGAACUUGUUUGCCCAGAUUUUAUAAGCCCUCUGACACUGUAUAUAAUACACUUUAUUUGGGCCUAUGACAAGUCUGAGAAAUUCACAAUAUGAAGAAAAUACCACUGAUGCAGCUGCUGAAAAGCCAUUUGACUUUCUUCAUACUAUUUUUUCAGCCUGUUUCUGUUGUUCUUUGCUCCACUGGUAGCAGGUUUAUUCAACAGAGAACGAGACAAAGAAAAAAAAACAAAAAAAAACGUUCUGUGGUAUGAGGGGUUGGGGGAGUUCCCAUGUGGAGGUUAAGGUGCCUCUCGCUUUCCUACUGAAAAAUGCCUCCUCUUGUGUUUUCGUAAUCUAGCCAAUGGAAAGAUUGAUUCUAUAAAUGUGAAGCCUUUGAUGUUGUUUACAUCUUACUGGAGUUAUUUCUCAGUUAAGGACAGUCAGAGGAGUUAUGAAAGCAUCCCCUUGCUACUUCUCUUCAUUUACAUCUCACUAAGAAACCAGACACACAGUCAUGUGUAGUUUUAUUCUUUGUGAGCUGUAGGAUCUACCUUGAAAAAGUUGUAGGCUAUUGAUUCCUUCCUGUAAAUGGUGUUUUUAUUCAAAUGAAGUAUUUAUGUAAAAUGUGUUCAGUUUUGUUUUUCCUUGAGAUAUUCAAGUUACUUAAGUUUGAUGUUAGCAAUAAAAUGUUUACUUUUUCAUAUGCUUUUAGUGCAAUAAAAAAAUAAAUAAAAGGGAUGAGCAAAUAAAGACAUGGUGGUGGUUUAACAUUGUUGCCCCAGAGAAAGAUGGUUUUUGGUUUGAAUUGGGUUUGAGUCUUUCUCUGUGGAAUUUACAUGUUUUCCCAUGCAUAAUUAGCUUAUCCUUGGUUACUCCAUCUUACUCCAACAGUCCAAAAACAUAUGUUACAUUAACUAGUGUCUAGGAGUGAGUGUUAGUGUGGGUGUUAGUUUGUCUCUCUGUGUUGGCCCAGUGAAGGACUGGUGACCUGUCCAGGGUCCACCCUGCUCCUCCUUGAUAGCACCUGGGAUAGGUCCAGCACCCCAGCGAACCUGCACUGGAAUGAGCAGGAUAAACUAACAAACAAUGCAAAAAGCCCCUGCAGUAACUGUCUGUAAAUGUUAGUAAUCCAGGAAGUUGGUGUCAGGUUUCAAAGAAAUAGUCAUAUACAUGUGAAGCACACCACACCCUGACUAAGUUUUGUAGAAACUCAUUGAACAUGCAGAUGUCAUCACCUCAUGUUAAACCACAUGCAUCUACUAUUUUUCAGUGGUUCUUCUUUGUUGGUCUUGGUCUUCUUAACGUGUUGAUUUAUAUGAUCAGUUUUUAUGCUUAUGUCUAAAAUGAACAUUACCCCAUCAACAUUUAUGAAAUGUACCCAGUUGAUUUUGCUCUGCAUUUCUGUAAUAAAGUGACUCCCAGUA
Messenger RNA from Melanotaenia boesemani (Boeseman's rainbowfish), 2655 nucleotides. Its product is annotated as tumor necrosis factor receptor superfamily member 4. The record is from RefSeq and is a predicted model, not a curated record. Gene Ontology annotation, biological process: regulation of cell population proliferation. NCBI's taxonomy places the organism in Eukaryota, Metazoa, Chordata, Actinopteri, Atheriniformes, Melanotaeniidae. The transcript has 6 exons. Gene Ontology annotation, molecular function: signaling receptor activity; cytokine binding. Gene Ontology annotation, cellular component: external side of plasma membrane. Bases 85 to 861 code for a protein of 258 amino acids.